CAACUUAUCAAAGAUGAGGACUUUACGCUAUUUGAGUCUGUUGGGGCCAUAGAGGUAUCCCCUUCAUGCUUGUGAAUCUACCAAGGUCAUUCGCUAAACCUUCGUAGAUUAUGGACCCGAAAAUGGAUAGUGGAUUCUUAAAACCUGGAGAGACUUUAGACGACAAUUAUGAUGUCUCAAGAGCCUUGUUACCUGAAGAAGUGGUCGGCAUCAUGGAUCAGCUAUUGUGCUACGAGGUCGCCUGGCAUCAUGGGUAUCCUUUGUCACAGACCCUCUUCACGUCGAUAUAUAUCGACAGAUUAUUAUGGCCUCCAUCAGACUGUCUCUCCGACGCUCAAUUCUACCGAGGAAUUCGCCCAAUGGGCCUUCAUCCCCUCCUAGACGUACUCAGAUCGUAUUGCAUUGCCCUUAUCAAAUGUUGUGAUUUGACAAUAGAGAAAGUCACUUCUAGAGACUACUACGAGGAAGAAGACUUUAGUACACAUACUUAUAACCGAAGUCUACUCCACACAGUACCCCACGACAAGGUCUUGGAGUUACUCCGAAGUUCGAUUGAAUGGUUGUCCAACAGCCGGAACAGGAGACCUAGUGAAGUACAUCGAACAAGUAGAGAGCUUGAGGAGGCACUCAUCAAUCGACUGACAUUCCGAGAGAGAAUGCUCUUGGCUGUCGCGCCUGAACAGGAGAUUCUAGAUCUCGCAGCAGUAUGGCCUGCUGUCUCUGCGGCUUUACCACCAUUGGAAGCAACGCAUUCAUUAGGUCGUCCUGUCCCCGACUCGUUCAGUGAGAAGAUCCAGCGACGGCUCGCAAGUACCGUGCCUCCACGACCAACUGUCGAUUUCACCUUCGCUGCUGCUUAUACGAAGCUUGUCCAGCUCUGCAAAGACUGCGAGGAUGCACUACGGGUCCUAGAGAUUACGACUGAAAGUCCACAGGAGCACUUGUCUUUCAUCUGGAUGUUUAGCUCUCGCAAACCUGCCCCCCUGGCGUAUGCGCGCUCAUGUCUUUCAAGCGUAUUCUUGGCGCGGACGACUGAAGGUUUCGAGCAACUCAUACAAACCGAUCUGUCCGAGUUUGUUUUUCCUGCUGACCCCGUCCUCGAUCCAGUAAACUUCACAUUGGAGGCUGCGCAAAGCAGUUUUGCCCCGCAGGAUAAGCGCCUAGCAAUGGCUACUAUAAUCAAUGAAUUUACAGGUAGAGCAGCACCGCAGUACUUUGACAUGUGGAACAGCUUGUGUCAAAACCGAUGCCGAACGCGAAGAAUGAUUUGCAAUAACAUCCCCUUCAUCGACGACUUGCAGUUCGCUACUGAACAGUUGGACGACGAGUUGCAUGACCUCACACAUACCAUGCGGUAUCCCCUUAGUACCUGGGUGUAUCACAUGAAGCUCCGUAUGGUCGAGUGGGUUGUCCAACUCGGGUUCGAGCAGGAGGUAUACCUACCAGACGAACUUGCUGGAAUGUAUUGGUGGCUGUCCCAGGUCGCAAGUCUGCGCGCAUCAGUGAUUGAGCAAGUAUACAAUCAUCUUUCGCGUCGACACGAGAUCUUGAGUAAUGGUGGAGAGAUUGAGAAAGCAGAGACGAUUCGAACUACGCAGGCCUUUGUAAAGGCACUGAUGUACGAGGCAACUGGGACGGGAGCUCUCGCCGACGCGAUGUAUGCACUGUACAUGCGCCUACAUUAUCUUCAGCUCGUUCCUAUACUGUCAAGACCGUACAGCGAGUCAUCACUGCGUUAUGAGCUUCGUAUGAAGCCUUUCUUACGCCUUAAUCCCCCACAGAUACCAACAUUCGAAGCCUUUGAGGAAGCGACACGGAUGCCAUCAGGGUCUCAGGACGAUGUCUUUGCCAAAUAUGAUGUUGAAGGCUCUGUCAAAGAGGCGAAAGAGGCCUGGGCAGCCUUGAAAAGAUUGGGGGCCAGAGCUGCAAAGAGCGAGGUCGUCCAAGCUGCAUGGGAAAAGAACCUAGCAAGCACGAUCCAAUCUUGCAUAGCCUGCGGAAUCGCAGCCUCGACAAUUAGCAAUAUACCAAAGGACGCGGGCACAGGGAGAGUUAAGGAGAUGUUUCAGGUUGAGAUCCCCGGAGAGGGAAAGCGGUAUCACGACUGGUGGGUCGUGCCAAAGAUCAAGCGGAAUUAAAUAAUGCAUAUUCUUUCUUUAAAGAUUCUAGUCAUGACACUGGGGUCACAUGCGAAGAGUAUAUCCUCAUACCACGAAACUCGUCAUCAUUCGUUUCAUCUCUGUCACCCAUAUCCUAGCUGCAGUACUCCAAGUAGGGCAUGGCUUCCUCUAAGGUUAUGAGGGUCGAUAGCUGCUUUAUCGCAUCGCCAUAUAGCUUUAUCGCGAGCUGCGGUUCUUAGAUCCUUUAGGACGUCACAUAU
This is a messenger RNA of Pseudovirgaria hyperparasitica, 2380 nucleotides long. RefSeq lists its product as uncharacterized. The record is from RefSeq and is a predicted model, not a curated record. The transcript has 3 exons. Gene Ontology annotation, biological process: N-terminal peptidyl-methionine acetylation. The coding region runs from base 111 to 2138 and encodes 675 amino acids. NCBI's taxonomy places the organism in Eukaryota, Fungi, Ascomycota, Dothideomycetes, Acrospermales, Acrospermaceae. Gene Ontology annotation, cellular component: NatC complex.